Messenger RNA from Dicentrarchus labrax (European seabass), 1213 nucleotides. RefSeq lists its product as uncharacterized. The transcript is spliced from 8 exons. NCBI's taxonomy places the organism in Eukaryota, Metazoa, Chordata, Actinopteri, Moronidae. The record is from RefSeq and is a predicted model, not a curated record. The coding region runs from base 166 to 885 and encodes 239 amino acids.
CACAAGCCAUGGUUGUAGGAAUUAUCAGGGAGCGUGUUCACAGAUGAGAUGACACCAAAGCUCUGCUGUAUCUUUCUUUUCUUUUUGACAGGAAGUACUUGAAGUACAUUUCAAAGGCCUCAGCUCUUCCCUUUAGGAACAGAAAGUCUCAGAUUUAUUGCAGAUAUGAGAUAUCGAGCUAUUUUGCACUUUGGUGCCAUAAUCGUUGUCUCCCUAAUUACAUGGGGGAUCUCCAUCAAUGUAUUUGAUGUACAGGAGAAAACAAAACACAUUCUUGGGUUUAGUCACCUAGAUCAAAUCAAACCAGAACUCAAAACAGAUACAUUUACCAUGUCCUUGCAAGAGUCCGUGCCAAAAUGCGGCCUCUCCAGAGUCUGCCCACCCGACCAUUUUGCUAUACAUAUCAGGAGUGGAGCAGCUAAUGUUGUCGGACCAAAGAUCUGUUUCAAUGGUAAAAUUAUUAUGGCCCACCUGUUGAAUAAUGUGGGUCCAGGACUGAACAUUGUGGUGGUAAACGGUGAAAAUGGAGAUGUGGAAAAAUCUGGCUUUCUUAAUAUGAAAAUUGGACACAAAGAAGACAUCCUGGCAUUCCUGAAGGAGAUCAAAUCUGGAAUGAUUGUUUUGGUGGCCUCGUUUGAUGAUGUGACAGCAAAAAUGACAAAGGAAAUGAGGGAGAUAUUUGUUGGAAUGGGAAGCUCUUUGAUCAAGUCAGUAAAAGUCAGAGACAACUGGGUGUUUGCUGGAAGAGCAGGGACAGGAAACAAAAGCCCCUUUGAGAAGAAAGCUGUUAAUAAUAAGGAAACCAACAUUUACGAAGAAUGGCCGGAGACUGUGGAGGUGGGUGGAUGCUUCCCUAGGAACCAAACCGACGGAAAUAAACCUUAAAGGACUAUUGUGAUCAAAAGGAGAAAAUUAUUAUCUUUUAAUGAUCUUUCAAGACCAUUAAAUGUCCAUGUACAAAUGAUGCCCCUCCAAGUGGUUUUUACACCCCUUGAAACUCAAAACCUAACUUACUGGGCUCAGUAAGAAGAGGGAUUCCUCCUUUGUUGCUCUUCUUGGAGUUUCCUUGAGUUUUUCCUCAUCUGGAAUCGAAGUCAAAGGAUAGCAGGUGUCACAUUUUGUACAGAUUGUGAAGCUAUCUGAGGCAAGUUUGUCAUCUGUGAUUCUGGGCUAUAUAAAUAAAAUACACUUGACUAGUGUACUUUAAUAUGCA